CAAAGAGACGAAAGCAGGCAAUCGAUCGGGCGAACAAUCGGAUGAUCGAAAACCCAAACAAACACAGCUGACACCAGCUUCUGCCAAGGCAUCGGAUGCAAGGGGAAGAGGUGCCAAGUAUCAAAGCCAGCAGAGUCCAACAACCAAACAUCAAUAGAGCACAAUGAAGCCAAGCAAAGACAACCCGACAAGACCCCCCUACAACGAGCAAGCCGAACGACGACAUCCAGUAGCGAGGGAGAAACAAUGGUGAGAAACAACAUCAUUAGCAAGAACGACCACGCAAACAAAGAGAUUGGGAGAUUAUUCCUGCAGCGCAAUCGUGCUGGGCCUUGGGAGCAGUCGAGCCUUGACAUUCCGAAGCCACAAAUCAGAGGCACUUCUCUCAACUUUGCUGCCCGCACAAAGCCAUUCUUAUAUGCACCUAGAAAUCGCGAAAGAGACUACGCGAGGCGAAGCAGACAGGUCCCGGAAGAUUCUGAAGUUGCGUUCAAGCAGAUUCGCCAGUAGAAGGCAUGUAAAAAGACUCUGGUACACCACUCCGCAGCGCUUUGAGACGAAUUGCACGACCACAGCUUGAUCACCGUCAAAAUGUCCUGGGUGGGAGUGUUGAUCUUAACAAAAACCUUCAUCAUGGUCCAAACUUCACGACUAAAAAUACAGGUGAGGAAAAGAUGGUCCAAGGUUUCUUCGCUGCUUCCGCACAAGACGCAUCGAUUGGGGAAAGACCAGCCUCUUUUCUUCAGCACCUCUUGAGUAAGGAUUCUACGAUAAUAAACAAUCCAAAUGAAGGCGCAAACUUUAAGAGGGAUGACAGAAAGCCAAACGGUCUUGAAACGGAACUCCAGAUCCGCAAGAUCAUUCUCCUUGACCGGCUCAGUAUAGUAAGAGUGAUUUCUAUACCCUCCAUCCUAAGUUAGGUCCCACGCAAUUCUUGAAGGACCUGCAGUAAAGCUUGAUAUAGAAAUAUUAUUAAUUAGGUUUAACAAACUAACUCUCUCACCCACAGCUCCUCCCCUAAGAUUAUGAGAAAUGGAAAGAAUCCAAGAAAGACUUCCCCCAUUAAUUCUCCACAGGUCAGCAAUGCGGCAGUUUAGUGUAGCUUCAACGGCGGCAACUCAAGGGAACUCCAAGGCCAAGGGGCGGGAGCAAUCUUUGAUCCAAAUAUCAAACCAAAAGGACGUGUCAUAACCCGACCCCGGUUCGAUGUGAGGAAAUUUCCAGAAAUCAGAUCCAAGCUUCGAGAUAACAGCCCAAGGGCUACAACCAAUGCGCCUCCUAAGGGAACCAGUAGACCACUGUGAUUGAGGAUUAAGAAACUUUUGGGCAAUCAUCUCCCGCCACCACGGAUUCCUUUCCACCGCGAACCUCCUCCACCAUUUAAGAAGCAAAGCCUGAUUUCUAAGUCUCAGGUCCGUGAUGCCUAGACCGCCCAAUUUUCUAGGAAAUUUGCAUUUAUCCCAAGUAACAAGAUGGAUCUUCUUAUUCUCGCCCACACUAGACCAGAUAAAUGUCCUAAGGAUCUGUUCAAGUUUAUUAAUAACAGACGUAGGGGCUUUGAACAAGCUGAACAUGUAGUUAGUCUGAGCAGCUAGCACAGAGUUGCAGAGAACGAUCCUUCCCCCAUGGAAUGAUAUUUCCCCUUCCACUCCGCCAACCGUCCCUCCACUUUAUCAACGAUUUUGUUCCAAACAGUAUUAGAGGACGGUGCAGAUCAAAGAGGUACACCUAAGUACUCUGUGUACAGAAACUUCCACUCACAACCCAAAAUCUCCGCAAGUCGAUCGAUGUUAUCAACAUCUCCUAAUGAAAGAGGAAACUUUUCCGGAACUACACCUUAAGUCCAGUCACACUUUGAAACCAAAUAAGGGCAGCAGCGAGGUAGAUAGCGGCUUCCUCCGUUGCAUCGCAAAAUACGAUAGCAUUGUCGGCAGAGAGGAGAUGAUUCACGCCAUCACCUCUGUUCGAGUCAUCUAAGCAAAAUCCCUAAAUGAGACCAGAUUCACGAGAAAUUUGAAGGGUGAAUGAGAAAAGAUUCAUAACUAGACUGAACAGGAAAGGAGAAAUAGAGUCUCCUUGCUUCAAACCUCUCUACAUAAUAAAGAAACCCCCCCGCUUCUCUACUAACGAGAAGCGAAAGCUUUGAAUGGCAAACAACCCCUCUAAUCCACUUACAGAAUCGUUGGCCAAGUCCAAAGUUGGACAGGGCAUUGAAAAGACAAUUCCAGUUAACCGAGUCGAACGCCUUUUCGAUAUCCAGCUUGAAUAUGCUAAUAUUACUAUCGUAAUUGGUGUAUGGGUACGGAAGAUAUAACCUCAAUUAAAUAGAAUAAUCUAUGAUUUUAAUAUUUUUUAUAAGGAUAAUAAGGAUUUACUUUUUGA
Molecule: messenger RNA, 2382 nt
Organism: Linum trigynum
Lineage: Eukaryota; Viridiplantae; Streptophyta; Magnoliopsida; Malpighiales; Linaceae
Source: the annotation of a GenBank genome assembly